Eimeria necatrix is the source of this 327-nucleotide messenger RNA. Its product is annotated as Thioredoxin, related. The record is from RefSeq and is a predicted model, not a curated record. NCBI's taxonomy places the organism in Eukaryota, Apicomplexa, Conoidasida, Eucoccidiorida, Eimeriidae. Gene Ontology annotation, molecular function: protein-disulfide reductase activity. The transcript is spliced from 4 exons. Bases 1 to 327 code for a protein of 108 amino acids.
AUGCCCUCACAACUCGUUAAGUCGGCACAGGAAUACGACGCCGCGACCCAAGAGGGCACCGUGGUGGUGACAUUUUUUGCAACAUGGAACGGGCCAAGCCGGCAAAUUAAGCCCUUCGUAGAGGAGCAAAGCAACAAAAAAGAAUACGCGAAUUUCAAGUUCGUGCAGGUGGACGCGGACGAGUGCCCCGAGUUAACAGAGAGAGAAGACGUCAGCUCCAUGCCGACUUUGAAAAUUUACAAAAAUGGAAAAUGUAUUCAAAACUUGGCGGGCGCUAACGUGAACACAGUAUCCGAGUGCCUCAAGAAGUUGAUACAGGCUAAUUGA